AUGAUAAAAAUAGGAAUACAAAAUGAUUUAGUACAAGGAGAUGAAGAAAUUGAUGGGCUAAUAACUGCUAAAGAACUUUUCGAAACACAUUUAAAAGUUGAAGAUAGAAUUAAAUUAAUUUUUAAAAAUUUUGAUUCUCAUGAAUAUGUUAAUAAUUUUAUGGAAAAUAAUAAUUGUAAAGAAGAUGAAAUAGAUAAUAAUGAUUUGAACAGUAGCUUAGUUAAAAAUCCAAAUGAUGAGAAUGAGGAAGAAGAAUGGAAAGAUGAACAAGAACGAAUAGAAUAUAAAAAAGAAUUAAAUUUUUUAAAAGAAAACCCAUUACAUAUAAAUAGAUGGAAUAGCUUUUUGGAAAUAUAUGAUAGAGAAGAAUCUUAUGAAUUAUUUUUACUUAUUUUUCCUAGAUGUGUUAAUUAUUGGACAAAAUAUGCAGAAUUAAAAAUAAAAAAAAAAAAAUAUAAAGAAGCAUAUAAUAUAUAUCGUAAAUGUAUAAAUUCAAAUAUAUUUGAUUUGAAAUUAUUUACAUCCUUUUUAUAUUUUACAUAUCAUACAUCAUCUAUUCAUGAAUAUAUCAGUUUUUUAUUUGAAGCUUUAAAAUAUGUAGGAACAGAUAUAAAAUCUGGUUAUAUUUGGGUUGAAUUAUUAUAUAUAUUAAUAAAAAUAUAUAAUACUAAUUUAUUAUUAAAUAAUGAUAUACAAAAUUUAUUAUAUGACCCAUUUAAAAAUAUAAAUAAUAAUAAAAAGAAAAAUGAAAAUAAAAUAUUAAUACCAUCUGAACAAGAGCAAAAAAUAUAUAAAUCUUAUAUACCGAAUAAAAGUGGAAAUAUAAAAUAUAUAGAUCAUUAUACAAGUGAAGAUAAAUUAAAAAAAUAUUAUUUAAGCUGGUUAAACAAUCCGACUAAAUAUUUAGAUAAAGUAUGGAAAGGUUUUUGUUCUUAUGAAAAAACAACAAGUUUGAAUUUUACUAAUAGUUCCUUAUUUAUAUAUAAUAGUCAAUAUACAAAUUCUAAAAAUGCAUAUAAAGAAUUGUGUAUGUUAUAUAAAGAAUUAUAUAAUUUCAAAAAAUCUAAACUUGUUAUAAUACCAAUUAAUAAUAUAAAAUGUAAAAUGGAAAAUAAUUUAUUAUAUAAAAAAUGGAUGAAAAUUAUAAAUUUUGAAAAAAAAAACCCUCUUAAAUUAAAGCUAUCAUUAGUACGUAAAAGAAUUAUGUAUGUUUAUGAACAAGCUUUAAUACAUUUACAAUUUAAUAGUGAUCUUUGGUUUUCUUAUUUUCAAUUUUUAUUAUUAAAUAAAAAAUAUGAUUAUGCUAUUAGAAUUAUGAGAGAAGCAAUUGAAAUUUAUCUUCCUUUUGAUGAAUUAUUAAAACUAAAUUUUGCAUAUUUUUUUGAAAAAAAUUCAUUAAUUAAUCAAGCACAUUUUAUAUAUCAACUAAUGAUUAAUGAUAUUACGAAAAAAAAAAAAAAAUUUUCUUUAAAUCAUUUAUAUUCAAAAAAGGUAUUUAAAAAUUUACCAUAUUCUUAUAUAAAGUGUAAAAGACAGAAAAAAAGAAAAAGAAAAUUAAACAGCCAAAAAGACACAAAUUCUAUUUUGUGUAAUAAUGGUGAAAAGGUUGCUAAAAAGGAAUUAUCCGAAGAAGAACAACAAUUAAAAAAAACAAAACAGAUCGAUUCGGAAAUUGAAAAUAUAGAAGAAAAUAAUGAUAAUAUAAAAAUAAAUGAAAUAUCAUUUAUGGUUGAUGAAUAUAUAAAAAAAAGAUUUAAUCAAUCAGAUUAUGAAAAAAUAGAUGAAAGAAAAAAUUAUUUCGUAAAUUAUAUAAAUAUAGAUAAGAAUAAAAAACGAGAUUUUGUUUAUACACAUUUUUUAAAUUUUAUUAAAAGAAAUUAUGAUGAUACAAUUUGGAGAUAUUAUGUUGGAAUUAUUUUAAGUGAAAAAAAAUGUUCACAAUAUAUGUAUUAUUAUUGUGCAAAUAUGGAAAGAAGAUUAUUAAAUAAUGAAAAAAGAGCUACAUAUAUUAUGAAUGAAGGAUAUGAAAAAUAUUAUAAAAAAAAAAAAUUUAUUUUAUAUUAUAUAAAUUUUCUUUUAGAAAAAGGUAGUAUUGAUAAAAUUCGAUGUUUAGUGUAUAAAUAUGUUCAUAAUAUAUAUUCUGAUUUUUAUAAAGAAUAUGAUAAAAAAUAUGGUGAGAAUAGUAACAUAGAUUCUGUUACUCCAUUUGGUGUUGAUAGCAGUGGUAAUAAAAAAGAUGUAAAAACAAAAAUGACUCAAAAUGAGUUUAAUCAAUUUGAAUCACGGUAUUUAAAAUUAUUAAAAAAAAAAAAUAAAUCAUGUGAAAAAAUUUGGAAUUUAUUAACACAGUUGGAAAUAUUAUACGGGGAUAUUCAACACAUAAAUAAAGUGUAUGAGACUAAAUUAAUGUAUGAGUCAGGUUAUAAUUUUGAUGAAAAUAAAAAUAUUCUUUUAAAUUUUGGAAAUAUUUCGAAACAAAACGAAAUUAUGAUGUUAGAAGAUAAUUCUAUUACUGAUAUACUUUGUAAAGGAUAUUUGGAAAAUUUAAAAAAAAAUGAUAUUGAUAAUAUAUCAUAUAAAAUAAACUUAAUUAAUUCUCAGUUAUUUGCUGGUACCUCCUUUAAGGAUACCUUCUUUUUUUUCCAUCCAGGAAAUAGUAUUAACGUUUUAUCGAUGUCACCUUUUAAUAAUCUUAGAAAUGAGAAAAAAAAAAAAAAAAAAAAAAAUAAUAAAGAUAAAUACGAUGAUAAGGAAGGUAAUACACCAUUCAGUGUUGAUCAACAAGCAUAUAAAGAUUAUUCAAAUUAUGGUGAUGAAAAUGCAACAAGAACAGGUUUAUAUAAAAAUAUUGGAAAAUACCGAAGAGUGAUUAAAAAUGAAGCUAAUAUGGCUAGCUCAAAUGGGAAAGAACAUUGUCUAAACUCUAAAAAAAAAAAAAAUUUAUAUAAUAAAAAUAACCAAGUGAACGCUACAUAUGACUCGUUUAACUUUUUGGACGCGGAGUAUUAUACAAAAAAAAAGAAGAAAAAAAGUAACAAUAAUAAUAAUAGCAAUAAUAAUAAUAAUAAUAACGAUAAUGUUGCCGAUGGGACCGGAGAAUUAUCGAAAAAUAUGGAAGGGAAUAAUCCAGUUAAUUAUAUAAGUAGGCCAGAUUUAAAAAUGAUGUCUAUAUAUAAGCCUUUUGAAAAUAUCAAGCAUUUAGAAGAAGGGGAAAAAGGUGGGGGAACAAAUGUGAAUAAUAGAAACACAAGAGUUAAUGAAAAUAAAUAUUUUAUGAGUAAAUUAAAUAAGGGACAAAAAUAUGAAGAUACAAAAUUACUUUUAAAAAGAGAGUAUUUUGCAAUGCCAAAUAUUAUAAAUGAUUUUUUAAGUUUAUUACCCAAGGAAAAUUCAAAUUUAAAAUUGUCAGACAACUCAAUCGAUUAUUUGAUGACAUCAUUGCAGAAUUUGUUUAUACCAAAAUUAAAGGACUUUCCCUAUGAGCCCAUACCAGUAAAGGAUAUUAUUAAGCUUAAGGAGGAAUUAGAUAGCUAG
Plasmodium yoelii is the source of this 3534-nucleotide messenger RNA. RefSeq names its product conserved Plasmodium protein, unknown function. Gene Ontology annotation, biological process: mRNA 3'-end processing. Bases 1 to 3534 code for a protein of 1177 amino acids. The record is from RefSeq and is a predicted model, not a curated record. Gene Ontology annotation, cellular component: nucleus. Gene Ontology annotation, molecular function: protein binding; mRNA binding. NCBI's taxonomy places the organism in Eukaryota, Apicomplexa, Aconoidasida, Haemosporida, Plasmodiidae. The transcript has a single exon.